AUCAAGGGAAGAUUAAAUAGGCAAGAUGACUUACUUAAAACGAAGCGAAAUUUGAAAUCUAUGGAAUGAAUAGAUAUUUGUUACCGUUCUGACCUUCACUAUAGUCAACGCAGCCACGGAUGAUUAAUAUUGUUGUUUAGUGUGACGUAUUUUUGAUCAUCUUCUUAGCUUCUUUCAUGAUACUUAACUCUGUAAAUAAAAGUGGAAAUCCAGGCAAAUCAAACCUCUCUCAACACCAAACAGCCUAACUUCGUACCGUAUAUGAAGAAGUCGGAGAAAUCAAGCAUUGUUUCGACCAUAUCUCAAAAAAGGCUGAAAGAGAUUCAGGGAUAUCUUAUACGCCAAAAUGGUAUCAAACAGGAAACCCACGUAAAUGGGCGUGCCUUGGGAUCAUUAGGGCGGAAGCCGAAAAUCUCGGAAAAUGAAACCAUAAAUUCUGUAUUAAAAGAUGUCAUCGAUUUGAACAGUACCGAACGUACGGAACCAUCUUCAGUGAAAUCUCUCUCCUCAGUAUAUCUAGAUGUGAAACCAAAGCUUGAUGCCGAUGUAUCACAGGAUACAACACAACAGGUAUAUAAAUCAUUUUUUUCCGCUAACUUUAAGAGCUUGGUUCGCGUCUCCCAGAAUGCUUCUAAAAUUUCUGUAGAUUCCCAGAUGUCUGAUCCAAGUGAAAAGCAAAACCAUUCGUAUAUGCCAGCCUCAGACGAAAAUAAACAUCAACGGAACAAAAAUGUCGCUAACUCGCCAACUUCAACAAAUCACGACCGAUGGAGUACACAACCUAGUUGCUUAAAUAAACACAACUUUCAGGAACAAGAAGCUUCAAAUGUCCUUUUAAAUACUGAAAUCAAUUUCCUAACCAGUAAAUUUAAUCCAGAGUCGUCAGAAAAACUGUAUAGUCCCGACACAAUUUGUGCGAACCAGAUAGGUACUGUCCCUGCUCUUACUCCCAUGGCUUUUGGUUCCGGACAAGACGCCCAUUUGUUAAAACAGGAAGAAAAACGUCUACAGUGGAAGGCUGCAUUAGAUGAACAGCUUAAAGAACAACAGACGCGAGGCAAAACUCUUCAAGAGGUACAAAAUGAGGGUGGGUUCAAUAAGAUUCAGUCAGGAUCUCUUUUUAAUGAUCGGAGACAUUGCGACAGCUCAGUUCCCUUUUCUGAGUCAAGCACAUCAAAUCCUUGUAACAGCGCAUUGGUCUCACAUCCUUCGGCCAGUCAUUUUAUGUCAUCAAGUUUCUUUCUACCUGAUUCAACUGUCAUCAAUAAUUCUCAUUCAUCAUCUGGAACAAAAGAUGCUAUUAAUCAACCCUGGAAACUUGGUUUUAAUCGUGUUCGAGGUUUCACUCAACAACUGUAUACAGAUUUGGCGGAAUCCGCUGAACGUGCUCGGCUUGCUCAUGAAGCUAGAUUGAUAAAUUUGAAACAGAUUGAAGAAAAACGUCGUCAAAAAGAGCAAGAAAAGGCAAAACUCCUUAUGGAAGAGAAAAUGGAAGAAGAACGUAUCGCACGUGAACGCCUUCGAUUACAACAAAUGGCUGAGGCUGAGAAUGCUCGAAAAAGGGCAAAAGAUAUAGAAGAGUUUCAGCGUACACAAUACUUAUAUGAGUCACUUGUUCGUGCUCAAGAAGAAGCAAAGCGAAAUAAGAUUCGAAAACAUCCAUGUUAUUCUGAAUUAAAGCAAAACAAUGAUUCAGUAAGCCGAAAAACAGUCAUACAGUCUGAAUUACAUGUACCUUAUUGGCCAGUCGCAUCUGUUGUCGAAAAUUUGAAUCAAAAUAAUCCAUUGUAUACUUUUCAAUCUUCAUCCGGUUGUGAUGUGCCAGAUUCAAUUGUAUGUCCUAAAAAUUCUUUGGCUGUCCAAGUCUCAUUUCCUGAAGAUGUUGGUAUUCAAACAGAAAACUUUGAAUGCACCAAUUCGAGAGACAAGCCAGUCUUGAAUGAUGCAGAUUCACAAAAUCGAAAUAUGAACACUGUUGCAUACAAACUUACACACAGUGACAACAAAUCAAUAAAAAAUAAUCCUAGCAAAAUGUCUCAAUCUGUGCUGGGUGAGCAGAAACAACAUCCUCGAAAAAAUUGUUCAACUUCAAAUUGCAAACCUACAAAUAAUAAUUCUAUUCAUAGUAAAACGAAAGUUUCACAAACACAUAAAGCUAAGGAAUCUUCAAAAUGUCAAUCACUUAACUCUGAUGCACUUUGUGAUAAUAAUUUUUCUAAAUCAACUAAUGAACAAUCGAAAUUAUCAAUCAGUAAUGGUGCGAAAACAUUUAAUUUCCAUGCCGAUACAAAUGACUUCCAAAGAUCUGUUCAUGAUGGAAGUAGUAGUAUAAAAUCACGUAUUCCUAUACCGGUAUCUACAGCUUACCGUAUGCCAGCAGUUUCAUUGCCAAAACACCAAAGUUCCACUGCCAAUAUAGAAUCUCAAGAUAAUGCUACAUUUUCUAAUAUUGAAAAUCCCUAUGUACCUAUGAAUUUUAUUCGUACUUAUGAUGUACUAAAUCCGAUUGAUGAAAAUGUAAUAAUGCCUGUCAGUCACGAACCUGCUAGUAUUCUUGGGAAUACUAGGAAAUUAGACGACGAAGAUUCACUUUUGAAUCGCAAUACAAAACACGAGCGUUUGAUUACUCAACAAGAUGCUAUUUUACAACAGUUAUCACAAAUUCGUAAGGGGUUACAACUACGUCAAGUGUUUUAUCAAUCAGGUGCUUAUGAAGAUGAUUUUAAUGAUUGAAUAGCAGAUGCAAUGCAUGUGUUUUAUUAGUACGGUGAAAUUGUUCAUAACAAUCAAACAACAUAUCAUUUUUACAUAAGACCAAAAAAAAAUAUAAUUAUUUUUAUCUUUAUAUUUUUUUGUAUUAUGUAGAUUUUCUGUAAUAAUUUGUAUCAUUAAUUUUCUCUUUGCUCAGUAUGAUGAUUAUUAUUCUUCUUGUGGAGGAGGAGGAGGAAGAGGAGUACAAUGGUAGAAAUAAACAUAUCAUCAUCAUUAUCAUCAUCAUUAUGAUUAAUUUUUUUUUCUAACAUUCAGUUCCUUGUUCAUUCAUUUUCCUAUUAUACUUACUUCCGGAGUAACGUCUAAUGGUGUCAUUUUAGAAAACAUUUGAUUGGUAUAUAUAUGGCAUUUACCGACUUAUUGAUACUGGUGUGGACUUGGCAUUGAAAGUAUUCUCAUUCAGACAAUAUAGGACAACAGAAUUUUUGUUGAUACAAAUAAACUUCUUUUAUUUAUUUAUUUUGUUUUCUGAACCAUUGUAGUUUGAUUUUGUGCAUUUAAGAUUUCGAAUAAUAUUAUAUAUAUUUUGAAAAAAAUAUAAAUUUAUUAACAAAAAUA
Molecule: messenger RNA, 3330 nt
Organism: Schistosoma turkestanicum
Lineage: Eukaryota; Metazoa; Platyhelminthes; Trematoda; Strigeidida; Schistosomatidae
Source: the annotation of a GenBank genome assembly